CUCUCUCUCUCUCGCUCCCUCUCUCGUCUCUUUCUCCGCGGCCCGUGUGAGACGCGCUCAGCCCCCCGGAGUCGGAGCUCUGAGCCGCGCGGUCCGUUGGCGGCUGGCGGCUGGCGGCGGCGGCCCGUGCCCCGCCACCCCCCCGGACCGUGACCGCGCCCGCGACCGCACCACGAUGAACGCGGCGGCGGUGUUCACCGUCGCCGUCCUCUUCUGCGUUUCCUGCCUCUGCGCGGCUAUCGGCAUCGCCUUCUCCCAGCACAGUAACUUCAUGGACCUGGUGCAGUUCUUUGUCACGUUCUUCAGCUGUUUCCUGUCGCUGCUGCUGGUGGCCGCCGUGGUGUGGAAGAUCAAACAGAGCUGCUGGGCGUCCCGUCGCCGGGAGCAACUCCUCCGCGAGAUGCAGCAGAUGGCCAGCCGCCCCUUCGCCACCAUCAACGUCGCCUUGGAAGCGGAGGAGGAGCCGCCCGACCUGAUUGGAGGGAACGUCAAGGGUGUUCCCAAGCCCAUCGCCCUGGAGCCCUGCUUCGGAAACAAGGCGGCCGUGCUGUCAAUCUUCGUCCGGUUACCACGGGGAUCAGGGGGCGUACCGCCCCCCGGACAGUCUGGUCAGCUGCCCGCCUCUCCUCCUCUCUUUCAUCUUGUCGCUUUCUCUAUCCAUCUCUCUUCCCUUGCUCUCCUCCCACAAUCACCUUCCCCUAGCCCAUUCCACUCUGUUUUCUAAUCUGUUCCCCCCCCCUCCCUCUUUCUUCUGCUAUGUCUCUCUCUACUUGCUCUCUCUUUCUCUGCAUCAUCCCCUCCUUUCUCUCUUCCACUCUCCUCCCCUUUCUCUUCAUCCCUCUCUCUGGUCUCAUCUCAAGGUGAUAAGUCACUCUCUCCCUGUCUCUCCAUAUUCAGUUUCAUUCCUGUAGUGAUAUUAUAUUCUGCGCGUGUCUCUCUUAAUUUCCCUCCCUCUCUGUCCUCCUCUGGAUGGUCCCGUUUCUCCUCUGUGGGAAAUCUCAGCUCGGGUUUUAAUUUUGGUUUCCCGUAACAAGGCGCAGACAUGGCGUCCGCAGCCGCGAUUGUGUGGCUGUCCCGCUACAACCCCGCUUUUCUCCGCUGGGAUUCGGCCAAUGGCCUGGGGCCUAAAUGCCCCAAAUCAGCAGCCUCUGGUCUUAUCUUAGCCCCGGUGUGAGCGCCAGGUUUCUGCUGUAGCCCAGCAACAGGGCAUCUGAUUCAGCCAAUUAAUCACGGUCUUCAGUCGAAUCAGGAGCCCCAGUGCCGGGCUAAAACAGAACCCCCCCACCCCCGCACCAGCUCUUUUUGGAUAAGAUUGGACACCCCCCCUAGCCUAUAUAUUGCCCCCUCCUCCCCUUGAGUGGUGCCAUAGUCUGUCACAUCGUUGCACCCUGCAGAGCUAAUGGAAACCCUCCACUGCGUUCUGUGAAAGUCUUCCGCGAGCUUGCAGCUGUUUCCGCUGCCUUAGACCAGUUUAAGUUUCUGUUGAAAUAUACACACACUAUUUUUUUUGGAUGAGAAACCCUGCAUUUAUGAGUUAUUAUGUUUUGGUUAUUUAUAAUGAUGAAUAAAAAAAAAGUGUUGCAGGUGCCUUUUUGGCAGGAACGAUGUUUUCCAAAAAACAGAUUUGUGAGUUUAAUCUGCCAAUUCGUCCUUGUAGCCUGUAGGGGACACGAGUCUCCAGUCUUAAUCUCCAGAAACCGUAUAUUCCACUGCGCUGAGCAGCUACACUAGGGGGAUAUUCAAUAAAAAAAUAACAAAUAUUUUCCGAAAAUAUUUCCACCAUGCUAUGUUUUUGUCAGCCCAGACACUUGUAUUAUGUCAAAAAAAAAAAGUGAAAUACUUAAACUGUGUUUCCGGGGGGGUCUCGGGGGGGCGGCAGGAUUCUGUGCUCGUUAUUUGCCGACGGGAGACGACUUUUAGAUAGCGUUGUGGAAGAC
This is a messenger RNA of Anguilla rostrata (American eel), 1937 nucleotides long. Its product is annotated as attractin-like. NCBI's taxonomy places the organism in Eukaryota, Metazoa, Chordata, Actinopteri, Anguilliformes, Anguillidae. Gene Ontology annotation, cellular component: Golgi apparatus. The record is from RefSeq and is a predicted model, not a curated record. Bases 176 to 724 code for a protein of 182 amino acids. The transcript has 5 exons.